This is a messenger RNA of Aspergillus japonicus CBS 114.51, 1077 nucleotides long. RefSeq names its product dihydrodipicolinate synthase family protein. Gene Ontology annotation, molecular function: 4-hydroxy-tetrahydrodipicolinate synthase activity. The record is from RefSeq and is a predicted model, not a curated record. Lineage: Eukaryota; Fungi; Ascomycota; Eurotiomycetes; Eurotiales; Aspergillaceae. The coding region runs from base 70 to 1077 and encodes 335 amino acids. The transcript is spliced from 2 exons.
UGAUUCUGUUCUUCUAUCCCCAUUCUUAUAUUCAAUUCAAGCAUUCUAUUCUUCUCACAGCCUGUCAAAAUGUCCCGCACUCCCCUUCGCCCCGGAGUUUACGCUCCCACUAUGACCUUCUUCAACCCAGACACCGAAGACCUCGACGUUCCCACCAUUCGUCGUCACGCCGUUCGCCUCGCCAAGGCCGGUCUCGUUGGUCUCGUCUGCAUGGGCUCCAACGGUGAAGCCGUGCACUUGACCCUGGCCGAGAAGAAGACCGUCAUCAGCGAAACCCGCUCCGCCUUGGUUGAUGCUGGAUUCUCCAACGUCCCCGUUAUCGCGGGUGCCAGCGAGCAGAGCAUCCGGGGUACGAUUGCCCUGUGCAAGGAGUCCGCGGAUGCCGGAGCCGAAUACGCCCUCAUUGUUCCCCCCAGCUACUACCGCUACGCCGUGGGCAACGACCAGACCAUCUACGAGUACUUCACCGCCGUUGCCGACGAGUCGCCCAUCCCCCUCAUCCUCUACAACUACCCUGGUGCCGUGGCCGGCAUCGACAUGGACUCCGACCUGAUCAUCCGCAUCUCCCAGCACCCCAACAUCAUCGGCACCAAGUUCACCUGCGCCAACACCGGCAAGCUUACCCGCGUCGCCUCGGCCCUGCACGCCAUCACUCCUGACUCCCCGUUGAACCCGGCCGCCCGGAAGUUCCCCAACACCAAGACUGAAGCCAACCACCCCUACGUCGCCUUCGGCGGUAUCGCUGAUUUUGCGCUGCAGACCCUCGCCUCGGGUGGCUCCGCCAUCCUGGCGGGUGGUGCCAAUGUCAUCCCCAAGCUGUGCGUGCAGAUCUUCACCCUCUGGAGCGAGGGCCGCUUCACGGAAGCGAUCGAGGCACAGGCGCUGUUGAGCAAGGCCGAUUGGGUGCUCACCAAGGCCGCUAUCCCCGGCACCAAGAGCGCUAUCCAGAGCUACUACGGCUACGGUGGUUUCCCCCGCAAGCCCUUGGCUCGUCUCAGUGAAGAGCAGGUUCAGGCUGUAGCAGAGGGCAUUAAGGAUGCGAUCGAGGUGGAGAAGACGUUGCCGGAUGUUGCCUAG